This is a messenger RNA of Octodon degus (degu), 3552 nucleotides long. RefSeq names its product transmembrane protein 132D (gene Tmem132d). NCBI's taxonomy places the organism in Eukaryota, Metazoa, Chordata, Mammalia, Rodentia, Octodontidae. The transcript has 10 exons. The coding region runs from base 32 to 3334 and encodes 1100 amino acids. The record is from RefSeq and is a predicted model, not a curated record.
CCGCGGAUUAAAGAUUUAGGAAGACGGCGGGAUGUGCCCGUCCGAGAUGGGGACGCUGUGGCAUCUGUGGUCUCCAGUGCUCAUCGGCCUGGCCGCUCUUUCCUCCAAAGGGACCGAGAGCCGCGGCAUCCUCGAGAGCAUCCAGCGCUUCUCCCUGCUGCCCACCUACCUGCCGGUCACCUACCACAUCAACAACGCCGAUGUGUCCUUCUUCCUGAAGGAGGCCAACCAGGAUAUCAUGCGCAACUCCAGCCUGCAGUCCCGGGUCGAGUCCUUCCUCAUCUACAAGUCCCAGCAGCUGCCGGUGCUCAAUGCCAGCUACGGGCCCUUCUCCAUUGAGCAGGUCGUGCCCCCGGACCUGCUGCUGCCCACCAGCCCCUUCGGCAUCACCAGCACCUUCUCCCUGAACUGGAAGCUGAAGGCCUCCAUCCUGCGGGAGAAGAUCUACCCGAGCCGCCCCAAGGUGCAGGUCCUCUUCCACCUGGUGGGCCGGGACUGGGACGACGCGCGGCCCGCGGAGAGGCUGCCCUGCCUGCGCGUCUUCGCCUUCCGCGAGACCCGGGAGGUGCGGGGCAGCUGCCGGCUCGCCGGGGACCUGGGGCUGUGCGUGGCCGAGCUGGAGGUCCCGGCUGCGUGGUUCAGCCCCCCGACGGUGGUGGCCGGGAGGAGGAAGGCGGCGGAGCAGCCCGAGGGCAGCCCGGUGGAGCUGUACUACUCGGUGCAGCCCGGGGACGCGCGCGGGGACUGUGCCCAGGAGGACCUGUGGAGGACCAGCGGCGCACGCACAGGUCGCAAUGACAUCGACGAGUCCGGGCCGCCCCUGCACAGAAUCGGGAGCGUCGUCCUCUACCAGACCCACGGCACCCCGGCGCUGAAGGAGCUGCGGCUGGACAGCAACGUGGCGGUGCACUACGUCCCCAGGACAGCGCGCCGAGGCGACGUGCUCACCUUCCCCGUCUCCGUCUCCAGAAACUGCACGGAGGACCGCUUCACGCUGAGGGCUAAGGUGAAGAAAGGCGUGAGCAUCGCUGGGGUGAGGGCCAGCAAUCCCGCCGUGUGGGACAUCAAGGAGAGCUCGGAGUCCUCCGGGAAGUACGCACCUGCUGUCAUCGUGUGUCACAAGAAGGCUGCUGCCUCUGCCAACAGUGCAGACAGCAGCUCUGAGGAAAUCAUGCAGAUCGACGUGGAGGUGGAAGAGCCCAGUGACCCUCCAGCCACGCAGCUCGUCACGUGGCAGGUGGAAUACCCUGGAGACAUCACCUCUGACCUGGGCGUCUCCAAGAUCUAUGUGCGUCAGAAGGACCUGGUUGGAGUGGUGCCGCUGGCCAUGGAGGCGGAGAUCCUGAACACAGCCAUCCUCACAGGGAAGACAGUGGCCGUGCCGGUGAAGGUGGUCUCCGUGGAGGAGGAUGGCGCGGUGACUGGGCUGCUCGAGUCGGUGGAGUGCAGAUCAUCCGACGAAGACGUAGUUAAGGUAUCCGACAGAUGUGACUACAUCUUUGUCAAUGGGAAGGAAAUGAAAGGCAAGGUCAAUGUGGUGGUCACCUUCUCCUACCAGCACCUGGACAGCCCCCUGGAGAUGACAGUGUGGGUGCCCCGCCUCCCGCUACAGAUCGAGGUGUCGGACACAGAGCUCAACCAGAUCAAGGGCUGGAGAGUCCCUAUUGUUUCCAACAAAAGGCCAGUGCGGGACAGCGAGGAGGAGGAGGAGGAGGAGAGGCGGGGCCGUGGCUGCACGCUGCAGUUCCAGCGCGCCAUGGUGCGGGUCCUGACGCAGUUCGUGGCUGAGGCGGCCAGCCCCGGAGGACAGCUGGCCCAUCUGCUGGGUCCCGACUGGCAAGUGGACAUCACAGAGCUGAUAAGUGACUUCAUGCAGGUGGAAGAGCCCAGGAUCGCUCAGCUGCAAGGGGGACAAGUGCUGACCGGGCAGGAGCUGGGCAUGACCACCAUCCAGAUCCUAUCCCCUCUGUCGGACGCCAUCCUAGCUGAGAAGACCAUCACCGUGCUGGAUGAAAAGGUGACCAUCACAGACCUCGGGGUCCAGCUGGUGACGGGACUGUCCCUCUCCUUGCAGCUCAGCCCGGGAAGCAACAGAGCCAUCUUCGCCACUGCAGUGGCCCAGGAGCUGCUGCAGAGGCCCAGACAGGAAGCAGCCAUCAGCUGCUGGGUGCAGUUCAGUGAUGGCUCCGUCACACCCCUGGACAUCUACGACGGGCAGGACUUCUCCCUGGUGGCCACGUCCUUGGACGAGAAGGUGGUCUCCAUCCACCGGGACCCCAGGCUCCAGUGGCCGGUCCUCGCCGCUGAGACAGAAGGCCGGGGCGCGCUAGUCAAGGUGGAGAUGGCCAUCAGCGACACAUGCCAGAAGUCCAAGCGCAAGAGCGUGCUGGCCGUCGGGACGGCAGAUGUCAGGGUGAAAUUUGGCCAAAAUGAUGCCAACCCCAACACCAGUGACAUCCAGCAGGCUGAGGCAGCAGGUCACCUGGAAAAUGGCAUCGGUGACAGGAGGUCCACCAAGCCCCUGCCAGAGUGGGGGGCCCCGGAAGGGCGGUUCCGCAGCAGCUCGUCCUCCGUGGGGCUCAGGGAAGGCGGGGGCGGCACCACGCAGAGGCCGACCCCGCCUCGGAAGCAGGGCCAGGGCGGUGGGCUGGAGGACGGCGGCCACCUGCAGACCAUCGCGGUGGACCUCACCAGCUUCCCCGAGGCCAACGGCCCCAGGAGCGACGCCGAGGUGGAGGAGGGCGACUCCGCGCAGGCGCCCAAGGGCCUCAGCGACCUGGAGAUCGGGAUGUACGCGCUGCUGGGCGUCUUCUGCCUGGCCAUAGUGGUCUUCCUGAUCAACUGCGUGACCUUUGUGCUGAAGUACAGGCACAAGCAGGUCCCCUUCGAGGAGCAGGAGGGGCUGAGCCGCUCCCACGACUGGGUGGGGCUGAGCCACCGGACAGAGCUGCUGGAUACCCAGGCGGCCUUCGCCUCCUGUCCCGAGGAGCAGGUCACCGCCAUCGGCCGGGGUGUGGACUUCGAGGAGAGUAAGUACCUGCUCCUGGGCACGGACCCCCAGCCCGGCCCCAACGGGCAGCUGUUCCCACCAGCGGGAACCGCACUCUCGGAGGGCAAGGGGCAGCGGAGCGAGCCCCCCGUAUCCCCUACCUCGAAAAGGAAAAGAGUGACGUUUACCACCUUCACAGCCAUCACCCCAGAGGACGGGGGCCCGGCCGAGAGCGCAGUUGCCAUGAACAGGGAGGACGACAUCAAGUGGGUCUGCCAGGACCUGGACCCCGGGGACCGCCCGGAGCCACACGGGUACUUGGAGCGGCUGCACGAGAAGGUGUGAGCCGGCUGAGCUCGGUUCUCAUUCUCCUUUUGGCCUUUAAUUUGGGCUCCUGUGGCUGCUGUGGUGUCUGGGGCAGGAGGGGGUGACACUGGCACUCAAGAAAGUGCCACCUGCAGGGCGUCACCACCCCCGCCCCAGAGGAGGCCUCUCCUCCAUGUGACGAGGCUGAUCGCGCACGGCGAGAUUUAAAACUGAGCCAAAGUGAGUUCCUGGGGAAC